UCUCCAUCGCACUCCCAUUUCUCUUGUGUAAUUUUUUUGUUUGGGGGGUUGCGUGUGUGUAUGUGUGUGUGUGUUUCUGUGAGUGUUUUUUUAAGGACAGGAGCAGUGCGUGUUUGUGGCCCUUGCAGGACAGAGGACUGAUAACUCUCCAGGAUGCAUCAGCUGACAGUGUUGACCUUGGUGCUGGUGGCUCUCUGCUCUUUAAGGAGCGUGGAUUCUUCAGCAUACGACAAGAUAGUCACACACAGCCGCAUACGGGCCAGGAAGGAAGGACCCAAUGUGUGCGCUCUGCAGCAGGUCCUGGGGACUAACAAGAAGUACUUCAGCACAUGUAGGAACUGGUACAAAGGCACCAUCUGUGGAAAGAAGGCUGUGGUCCUUUAUGAGUGCUGUCCUGGGUACAUGAAUCUGGAAGGCAUGAAAGGAUGCCCUGCAGUGGCUCCCAUCGACCAUGUGUAUGGUACUCUCGGGCUCGUAAAGGCUACAACAACACAGCAAUACACUGACAUGUCCAAGCUGAGAGAAGAAAUUGAAGGCAAAGGUUCUUUCACCAUGUUUGCACCCAGCAAUGAAGCCUGGGAUCAGCUGGCACCUGAAAUGCGGUCUGCACUGGAGAGCAAUGUAAACAUCGAGCUGUACAACGCUCUUCACUUCCACAUGGUGAACCGUCGAUUUCUAACCAAAGACCUGAAGAACGACAUCACUGUCACCUCCAUGUACAACGACCUGGGGCUCUACAUCAACCACUACUCAAAUGGGAUCGUAACAGUGAACUGUGCCAGGAUCAUUCAUGGUAACCAAGUUGCAACCAACGGUGUGGUGCAUGUUAUUGAUCGGGUCAUCGGCUUUGUGAGCAACACCAUCAAGGGCGUCCUGGAUGUCAACGAUGACCUCACCUCCUUCAGUGCUGCAGCGUUGGCGUCUGGCAUGAUGGACAAACUUGACCAGCCAGGACACUACACUUUGUUUGCCCCAACUAAUGAGGCCUUUGACAAACUAGCCCCGGGUCACCUUGAGCGCAUCAUGGGAGACAAGGAUGUAAUUGCAGCUUUGGUGAACUACCACCUGCUCAACAGUGUGCAAUGCUCUGAGGCAAUCAUGAGUGGGUCCACAUAUGAGACGGCAGAAGGCAGCACCAUAGAGAUCGGCUGUGAUGGCAACAGUCUGACGGUCAACGGUAUCAAGAUGGUGCUGAAGAAGGACAUCGUCACAUCCAACGGUGUUAUCCACCUCAUCGAUAAAGUGCUCAUCCCCGACUCAGCCAAGGAGGUCAUGGAGUUGGUGGGAGAAACCCAGAGCACCUUCAGCGACAUGGUGUCUGAGUUGGGAUUAGCCGCCGCAUUGGGUCCGAAGAGAGAGUACACACUACUGGCUCCUGUCAACACUGCAUUCACAAAGGAGGUGAUGUCCACAGAUCAAAGUUUUUUGAAAUACAUUUUGGAAAACCACAUCCUCAAGUUGAAAAUCACACUGAAUGAACUCUACAACGGACAGCUGCUGGAAACACUGGCCGGCAAACUGCUCAGAGUCUUCAUUUACCGCACGGCUGUGUGCAUAGAAAAUGCCUGUAUGAUGCGUGGAGGUAAAGAGGGAAGUAACGGAGCGCUCCAUGUGAUGAAGUCACUCAUCACACCCGCUGAGAAAACCAUCUACCAGCUUCUGGUCAUUGACGGACGCUUCAAGAUUUUCCUGUCACUGAUGGAGACAGCAGGUCUGACUGAUCUGCUCAAGCAGGAGGGCUCCUACACCAUCUUUGCACCCACUGACGAUGCCUUUGAGGGCCUCUCUAGAGAAGACUUCACUCUGCUCAAAAGUGAUCUGAAUGCUCUGAGGGUCAUUCUGCUGUACCACUUCAGUAAUGGCGUCUUCAUCAAUGGAGGAUUAGAAGGGGGAGUCACCAAUCUGCUUAAAACCAUCCAGGGCAACAACCUGCAAGUCACGUCUGUUAAUAACUCUAUUCUUGUCAACUCCGUGGGGGUUCCAGACAGUGACCUGAUGGCAACAAAUGGUGUGAUCCAUGUGGUGAAGAAUGUUCUCUAUCCUGCUGACCUUCCUGUGGGCCGCCAGGACCUCCUGGUUCUCCUGAAGAAGCUGAUUAAGUACAUCCAGAUUAAGUUUGUUUCUGGAUUUUCUUAUUCUGAGAUCCCACUCACCUUCAUCAGCUCCGAUCCAAUAAAGGUGAUCAGAGUGAUUGAAGGAGAACCGUCCAUCACCACGAGAGUCAUUGAAGGUGGAGAUCUCAAUGUAGAUGCAGAGAGAAUAGCAGAUGAGAUUACCAGGGUUGUCCAGGGCGACCCCUCCAAAACGGAGGUAACCAGGGUCAUCCAGGGUGACCCUUCCUUUAAAAAGGUUACCAGGGUCAUCCAAGGCAAUCCUUCACAAUCUACAGUAACCAGGGUGAUUGAUGGACAGUCUCCUGCCAUAGUCACGAGAGUCAUUGAAGGUGGAGAUCUCAAUGUAGAUGCAGAGAGAAUAGCAGAUGAGAUAACCAGGGUUGUCCAGGGCGACCCCUCUAAAACGGAGGUAACCAGGGUCAUCCAGGGUGACCCUUCCUUUAAAAAGGUUACCAGGGUCAUCCAGGGCAAUCCUUCACAAUCUACAGUAACCAGGGUGAUUGAUGGACAGUCUCCUACCAUAAUCACGAGAGUCAUUGAAGGUGGAGAUCUUAAUGUAGAUGCAGAGAGAAUCGCGGAUGAGAUUACCAGGGUUGUCCAGGGCGACCCCUCCAAAACAGAGGUAACCAGGGUCAUCCAGGGUGACCCUUCCUUUAAAAAGGUUACCAGGGUCAUCAAGGGCAAGCCUUCACAACCUACAGUAACCAGGGUGAUUGAUGGACAGUCUUCUACCAAAGUCAUGAGAGUCACUGAAGGUGGAGAUCUCAAUGUAGAUGCAGAGAGAAUAGCAGAUGAGAUAACCAGGAUUGUCCAGGGCGACCCCUCUAAAACGGAGGUAACCAGGGUCAUCCAGGGUGACCCUUCCUUUAAAAAGGUUACCAGGGUCAUCCAGGGCAAUCCUUCACAAUCUACAGUAACCAGGGUGAUUGAUGGACAGUCUCCAACCAUAUUCACGAGAGUCAUUGAAGGUGGAGAUCUUAAUAUAGAUGCAGAGAGAAUCGCAGAUGAGAUUACCAGGGUUGUCCAGGGCGACCCCUCCAAAACAGAGGUAACCAGGGUCAUCCAGGGUGACCCUUCCUUUAAAAAGGUUACCAGGGUCAUCAAGGGUAAGCCUUCACAACCUACAGUAACCAGGGUGAUUGAUGGACAGUCUUCUACCAAAGUCACAAGAGUCAUUGAAGGUGGAGAUCUUAAUGUUGAUGGAAAGAGAAUAGCAGGUGGAGCCAGAUUCACUGCAGGAAGCGAACCUUAUAUCAUUGAGGUCCCGGACCUCACAAGAAUCACCACUAUCCAUGGCAAUCCUAAUCUGAUUGAUGAGGAAUCAGAGAGGAUUACCAAAAUCAUUCAAGAGGGAGGAAAAUUCGCUGCUGCCAGGAAAGGUCCAGCUGGAAUGAGAAGGAGAGCAAGGCUGGUCAGGCGUCACCACAAGACAAAGCAGUAAAUCCAGAGAGAAAACACCUUUGGGCUCACCGCAAAGACUGAAUGCAUCUCCUGUGCUCCUGGUCGAGCCCAGGAGGAUAGAAAAACUGUGGACCAAUAGAGAGAGACAAGAUCCAUCUGCAUUUCUUUGCCCAAACCAAACAAUUGGAAUGAUUGUUUAUUAUUCCAUCUGGAAUACUCUGUAUGUGAUAGGCAUGGUGUGUAAUAACAAUGCAAUAUAAGAAAAACUUCAAGUACAUAACCUAAGUGUGCAAGGGAAAUAUGAACAUUUUCAUGGGGUAGAUGGUGUGAGAUGUAUUCUACCAACUUUUUUGUAAAGUUUUUUUUUUCUUUAGAAAUGUUACUUUGUUAACAGAUUACUUUGGAUGAUUUUUGUAUGAUUUCUAUUGUGCUCGCAUUCUGCGCGAUUGAUGAAUUCUAAUGAUUACGACAAAUGAUACAGUGUCAGUGUUUUACAACCAUUAGAUACUGUGCUGUACCUCUGUAAAUUAUCUCAUGAUCAUUAAAGAUACAGUACAUUUUUA
Molecule: messenger RNA, 4078 nt
Organism: Labrus bergylta (ballan wrasse)
Lineage: Eukaryota; Metazoa; Chordata; Actinopteri; Labriformes; Labridae
Gene: postna
Product: periostin, osteoblast specific factor a
Biological process (GO): cell adhesion; extracellular matrix organization
Cellular component (GO): extracellular matrix
Molecular function (GO): cell adhesion molecule binding
Source: RefSeq, a predicted model, not a curated record